This is a messenger RNA of Capsella rubella, 847 nucleotides long. RefSeq lists its product as uncharacterized. Gene Ontology annotation, cellular component: mitochondrion. NCBI's taxonomy places the organism in Eukaryota, Viridiplantae, Streptophyta, Magnoliopsida, Brassicales, Brassicaceae. Bases 97 to 663 code for a protein of 188 amino acids. The record is from RefSeq and is a predicted model, not a curated record. The transcript has 3 exons.
CAACUCAAGUUUUCAACUUUGGUGAAAUUUUCGAAGCUUGAUCGGUAAAUUCAGCAGCUUUUGGGUCGGAACCUGUUCGCUGAUGCGUUGGUGAAAAUGGGUUUCGGAGCAAUCAGAUCGAUAUUUCGUCCAUUGUCGAGAACCUUGGUUUCGCGUGCCGCCGCUAACUACUCGUCUGCGCCAUUCCUUGGGACGAUUCCAGCUGCGAAGUCCGAGUUAUGCUCCUUCUUCGGUGGAUCGACGACUCAUUUGAGGUUACCAUGGAUUCCAUUGACCAACCAUUUCCAUAGCUUAAGCUUAACUGAUACUCGGCUUCCGAAGAGACGACCCAUGACUCAUCCCAAGAAGAAAAGAUCCAAAUUGAAACCUCCAGGACCGUAUGCAUAUGUUCAAUAUACACCUGGCCAGCCAAUUUCUUCAAACAAUCCUAAUGAAGGCAGUGUGAAGAGAAGGAAUGCGAAGAAGCGCAUAGGGCAGCGUCGUGCCUUUAUACUGUCUGAGAAAAAGAAGAGGCAAGCGCUGGUGCAAGAGGCAAAGAGAAAGAAGAGAAUCAAGCAAGUGGAACGUAAGAUGGCUGCUGUCGCAAGAGACCGAGCUUGGGCUGAAAGACUGACCGAACUUCAGCAGCUCGAAGAAGAUAAGAAGAAGUCAAUUUCUUCUUGAGAUUGCUUUCAUUAGAUCAAACAAAGAAAUAAUCCCAAAUAACAAUCUCUUUUCUUGUCUUGAGUUAGAAUUACUCUUCUUUGUUGUGUUUAGCGUGUGUUCUCUUAAGAGUUAACUCGCCCUUGUCUUUUCUACAAACUUUGUCGACAGAACUGAGAGUUACUUUACGUUUCUGUUCUUUAUA